Zymoseptoria tritici IPO323 is the source of this 786-nucleotide messenger RNA. RefSeq lists its product as uncharacterized. The record is from RefSeq and is a predicted model, not a curated record. Lineage: Eukaryota; Fungi; Ascomycota; Dothideomycetes; Mycosphaerellales; Mycosphaerellaceae. The annotation marks the transcript as partial. The transcript has a single exon.
UCCUGGGUCGAGAACUUGGCGAUUAGAUCGAAUGGCAAGAUCCUGGUGACGCUGCUAUCCUCACCAGAAGUCUGGCAGAUUGACCCAGCCAACCCGGGCUCAGCAGAGCUCAUCUAUCGGUUUCCGCAUGCACUCAGUGCUCUAGGAAUAGCUGAAGUCUAUCCGGAUGUAUUCGCCGUCGCAAUCGGAAACAUCAGCUUGUCUGCAAUGGCUUCUGAGCCAGGCUCUUAUAGCGCAUGGUCAAUCGACCUGUCGCGACGCAAGCAUGGCAAGGAUGACAAGCAGGUAACAAAGAUCACCGACCUAUCCCAGGCAGCAUUUCUGAAUGGCAUGUCCAUUCUUCCAGGAAAGCCAAGCUCGGUCCUCCUGGCAGACUCAGCGCAAGGUCUCAUACACCAGUUGGAUACAAAAUCCGGUGCUUGGAAAGUGUGGCUUGACGAUGCGGCUCUCAAGCCCAAUGCUUCGGUCCCGAUCAAAUCCGGCAUCAACGGCCUGAAAGCGUAUAAUGGGCACGUGUACUUCACGAACACAUUCUCCCGUCCUUGCAUUGCACGUCUUCCGAUCAACCGAGCAGGUGAUCCUUCUGGCCCCGUGGAGACCAUCGUGGGGAACCCGACAUUCGGGGUCAACAUUGGCGAUCAUGCCGAUGACAUCGCACACCAUAGUCAUGGCAACAUCUGGCUUGCAACGGAUCUUUCACACUCGAUUGUGAAAGUCUCGCCAGGCGGGAAUGCGAGUGUCGAGGAUAGUGGAACGAACGAUCCAAUCGUUGCAGGUGUGACGGCU